UUGAAUAUUUCUACCUAACUACUUUAGUUAUGUUAAGGUAGUUAGAUAUUAUGGUAGAUAAUCUUUUGAUUUAGUUACAAAAUUGCGGCGAAGAUGAAUUUGGCUUGGAUAAUUUUCGUGCUAAUUGCAAUAGGCCAAGUUAAGACAGAUCCAGUUACUGAAAAUGAUCGUGAGGUCGUCAAUAUCACAAAUAUUGAUAUCCUUAUACAAUCGCUUGAGUCACAAAAAUGGAACAGCGACGAGACUCCAUGUUUUAAUACUAUGAUGAAGACGCUGACACACGCAAAGAAUUUUACAUUAUGGGCUGUAUGGAUAUUGGAUUCAAUACAACUGCCAAUUGGGCAGCUCUAUGGCGCAGGUGUUCACAUCGGAAACUAUGACGAGUGUCUGUUCCCUGACAAAAGGAUGGACGUCAAUGAAGACAUGCCACAGUUCAAAUACUGCGUGAAUAAUUUAACCCUCACCGAGAAAUUGGACGAGGAAAGUUAUUCUAGAGAUCCUGAUGUUACAGCCGACCUUUACCUUAAUAAAAGAACAAAAUUUAGACGGAGUUUGACAAAAGCCUUAUGGGGUUUAUGUGUACCAUCAGCGUGUGAGCCGCAUUCAGUCUCCAAGAUUGCGAGGGCAUUCCUGCAGAUCAGCCAUUUGUCACCCAUGGAUGACACCACCAGAAUCGAAGUGGCGUACUGUAAAACUGGAAAACCUGAGGAAUACUCAUUGGGAUUUUACAUAUUCGUGCUAUCCGUGACAGCAUUUUCAAUCCUCACCAUAAGUUUUUCAUAUUACUACUCUACAGGCAGAUCGUCUUCGGAUACAUUUGUUGGCGAACUAGCGAGGUCUUUCUGUCUGACAAGGAACAUGAAAGAACUGACGAAACUUCGUGACGACGAAAUAUAUUCUAUGAAUUUGAUGCGCAUAAUAUCGUCAUUUCUGAUUGUAGCUGGUCACGUGAUAAUAGUAAACUCGUUACAUUCAACCGUCAAUUUAUUGGAUUCCGAAGAGAUGGCAUACAAAACGAGUGAUUUCAUGAUCCAUUUAGACCUGACGACCGACUCAUUCUUCACCAUAUCAGGACUACUCUUCAUGCGAGGAAUGUUCACAGACAAAUGGAAAAGUCCACUGAAAUAUAUGUGGAAGAGGUACAUCAGGUUGAUGAUUGCCCUAGGUUUCGUUACAGCGUACCUAGCCUUAGCAUUCCAGUAUGGCAUAGAUGGCCCUCUAUAUGAUACGAUACCUCGUGAGGAAAUAGAAGCCUGUCAAACAAACUGGUGGCACAGCAUUCUGAUGAUACAUAACGUUGUUGACGCUAGGAAUAUGUGCAACUUGGUAUCGUGGUACGUGCCCUGUGAUUUCCAACUCAGCAUUGUGGCCGCCAUCUUGUUUUGUAUUUACCAGAAAAAUAAAUCAUUGGGCAUUACAUUUCUAUCUGCAACAUUCACCGUUGGGACCGUUCUAUCAGGGCUCGCAAACUAUUGGUACAAAUUUAGACCCAACCCAAUGGACGGUUUUGAAACCUACCCUAGACACAGUAAAGAGUUUACAGAUAAUUUUAUAAAGCCGUAUACACACGCAUCCCCAUUUUUAAUUGGAGCAGUAAUUGGAUAUAUCAUAUACACAUAUAAACCAAAGGACUACAGAAAACGAAUAUCCAAGUUCUGGUCGUAUGUCGCUGUCGCAAUAGCUCUGUUAGUAAUGAGACUAUGUCUCUACGGAGGAUAUUACUACUUUUUCGUAAGCACCGUGCCCUCAGCCCAAUCGGGGGUCUACGCCGCGUUCAACAGAGCUGUAUGGUCGACAGCUAUAUGCACUAUCAUUGUGGUUUGUGAAUACGGAGAUAUAACCAUCCUUCAGAAAUCAUUCGAAUGGUUCCCCUUGGUUCCAAUCAGCAGAUUAUCCUACACUGCGUUCUUGUUACAACUACCAAUAGAGUUGUACUACAUGGGUACUCUUAGGACCUUAGUCCAGAAUGAUUAUUACCAACUUACCAUUCUGUCGAUAGGCUUCUCUAUAAUGUGCUACGUGGGUAGUUUCUUCGUCUGGCUGUUAGUGGAGGCGCCACUCAUCAACAUCAACAAUAUGCUGACUUACAAAACGUGGAAGAACGUUAGAGAAAAGUCCGUAACGAGCAGUGACAAACAAGAUUAACUAAAGAAAAUAAAAUCAUAAUAUCGUCUCUUUUUUUAUUUAGAAAAUGUUACACAUGUCAUGAUAACAGAGAUGAACUGAGUAUAUUG
This is a messenger RNA of Amyelois transitella, 2234 nucleotides long. Its product is annotated as O-acyltransferase like protein. Gene Ontology annotation, molecular function: acyltransferase activity, transferring groups other than amino-acyl groups. The transcript has 14 exons. Bases 94 to 2145 code for a protein of 683 amino acids. NCBI's taxonomy places the organism in Eukaryota, Metazoa, Arthropoda, Insecta, Lepidoptera, Pyralidae. The record is from RefSeq and is a predicted model, not a curated record.